UCAGCGGCGUAAUCCAAAACGGCAAGUUGAAAGUCAUGAUCUUGAAACUGAAUUUAUCGAGAAGCAAACUUGUGAAAUUGGCAUUCAAGUUAGUGAACAGAUUGAAAAACAAUUCUGUGAGGUUGGUAUACAAACAUCUGAAUCUAUAAUUCAAGAACUUGAAAAUUAUGUAUAUGUACUUCAAGAGCAAUUAAAUAAAAAAAUAAGUGAAAUAGAAGAUCUUCGAAAACACUUAGACUAUGCGUAUGAUUAUGUAAUUGAGAGUUGGGAAUGCGAUCAAAGAAUAAAUCAAUUAUGUCAGGAGUUGAUUAAUCAAAAUAAUGAUUUAUUAUUAAAGUGGGAAAAUCGAUUUAGUAAUCAAGAAAAAAGGAUUGAUUCGAUUAUUCAAAUUGCAAAUAAAGAACAAAUGAAAACAGAAUGUGAAUCGGAAUUAAAUACAUAUUUGUCGUCAAUUUUAAACGAACUCAUUAACGAAAAAAAUAAUGAAUCGAAUAUAAUUGACACAAUAAUAAAUAAUCAAAAAGGUUCUGGCAGUCAAUCGAAAUGGUGUAAAAAAUGUAAUACAACAAACAUCGAUAAUAGAAAACGUACUUGCCCUAACUGCAAUGAAAAGCUAGACACAUUAGCCGCAUUACGAGCAGAAUCAACUAAUGAGUCUGUUCAAAUUAGUAAUACGACCUCUCAAUUAAAACCUAUCAUAAUAAAAUCUAGUACAUCUA
Molecule: messenger RNA, 719 nt
Organism: Dentiscutata heterogama
Lineage: Eukaryota; Fungi; Glomeromycota; Glomeromycetes; Diversisporales; Gigasporaceae
Source: the annotation of a GenBank genome assembly